UUGUUACUCUAUCAUCAGGAGAGGAAGAAUGGCGAAAACCAGUCAAAAAGAACUGUUUGACAAGGUCAUGAAAAAAGAAUGGACAGAGGUUGUGAAAAUGUACAAGCAAAACUUGGGACUUCACACAGCCAAGAUCACUAGUUCUGGGGACACAGCAUUGCACAUAGCUGUCUCAGAAGGAAGUGUAGAUAUGGUUGAACAACUUAUUAAAGUGCUGGAUUCCAAGGGCAUGAAGGAUGCUCUAAAUAUUCAGAACGAGCAUGGCAACACGCCUCUCCAUUUGGCUGCGGCCAUGGGAAAUAGGGCCAUGUGCAAAUGCAUAAUUGAAGUGGAUGAAAGUCUGGUGGAUAAGCGGAAUGAAGACAGCCAUACACCCCUCUUCUUGACCGCUCUCCACGGGAAAAAGGAAGCUUUCAUUUUUCUCCUUGAAAUCUGCGAACAACAAGGAAUAAAGAGAUACUAUCGAGGAAAGAGUGGUGAAACCAUUCUCCACUGCGCCAUUAAUGGAGAAUACUUCGAAUUGGCAAUACUUAUAUUGGAACGGCAUGAAGAGCUUGUGGCCUACAUGAACGAAAGAGGAAUGUCACCUUUCCAUCUCCUGGCCAGUAAGCCUCAAAUAUUCAGAAGUUGUACUUACUUCACCUGGCUGGAAAGAAUUAUCUAUUCUUGUAUAACUGUCAAAAUGCUGCUGCCAGAACAAGAUCAGAUCAUGAACCAAAUAGGUCAAGAAUCAAGGAAUAUUGAAGCUCCAAGCGUUCAACAGUUUCCAUCAAAUUAUAGCACAUGCUGCGACUUCUUGAAUUGUAUAUAUCAUGUUCUAUUGGUUUUCUAUGGAUGGGUCUCUCAUUCAAGAGCUACUGGGGAAAAUGCAAAAAACUCUGGCUCAAUGAGGGAUGCGGAGAACCCUAACGAAGAUAAUGCAAAAAGACAUGGCCAGGCGGGAUUGGAGGGGAACACAAAAGAACUGCCUCAAGGUCAAGAAUCAAGGAAUAUUGAAGCUCCAAGCGUUCAACAGUUUCCAUCAAAUUAUAGCACAUGCCGCGACUUCUUGAAUCGUAUAUAUCAUGUUCUAUUGGUUUUCUAUGGAUGGGUCUCUAAUUCAAGAGCUACUGGGGAAAAUGCGAAAAACUCUGGCUCAAUGAGGGAUGCGGAGAACCCUAACGGAGAUAAUGCAAAAAGACAUGGCCAGGCAGGAUUGGAGGGGAACACAAAAGAACUGCCUCAAGGAGCGGAGAACCCAAAACAAGACCAACAUGAAGGUCAGUGUGCCUGCAUUUCAGGAGCAGAGAACCCAAAACGAGACCAACAUGAAGGUGAAGGUCCACAAAAAUUCCCACCAAAUUAUCGAACAUGCUUCGAGCUGAUGAAGCUUGUAUAUAAACUAACGCUGGUUAUCCUUGGAUUGGGAUACAGCGACAUACAGAAGAUUAAGGACGUAAAAGAGAAGCACGUAUGGUCUGUUCAUAUCCUCGAAAAAAUGCUUAAAAGUACUAAGAUUUACGAGUAUGAUGCUGCUGGAAGGUCCGGAUCAGAAUCCCAAGAAGAAGAAACUUCAGUUACGAAAGCUCUCGAAUCUCCAAAUGGGGAAACUAACCAAAAUACCAUAGAGGCCAAAAAUAAUGGUCUGGACAAAACUGAUAAAACAGCGAUGAAAAUUGAUAGAAAAGAGACGCCAUUACUAACCGCAGCAAAGAAUGGUAUCAAAGAAAUUGUGGAGAGCAUCCUCGAGCAUUUUCCAGUUGCCAUCCAUGACACGAACUCAGAGAAGAAGAACGUUUUGCUGUUGGCAGUGGAGAAUAGACAACCCUCUCUGUAUGAUCUCUUAAAACAGAAAUAUAAUAACGAAAGUGUAUUUCAUGCAGUGGAUAUUGAAGGAAACAAUAUCUUGCAUCUUGCUGCAAAUUACAAUAAGUCUAUGAAUCCUUGGAUUAUUCGAGGUGCUGCAUUGCAAAUGAAAUGGGAAAUCAAAUGGUAUGAGCAUGUGAAGAGUUCCAUGCCACCAAACUUGAUGUUGUAUAACAAUGCUGGCAAGACCGCAGUGGAGAUCUUCACAAACACACAUGAAGAACUCGUAGAACAAGGUGGAAAAUGGCUAUAUAAGACCUCGAGUUCAUGCUCGGUUGUAGCAGCGCUUAUUGCAUCUGUUGCCUUUACAACAACAGGCAAUGUUCCAGGAGGCGUAGAGAAAGGGAAACCAGUUCAUGGAAAGGAACUAGCAUUUCAAGUGUUUUCAAUUUCAUCACUAAUUUCUCUUUGCUGCUCAGUCACCUCCUUGGUAAUUUUUCUAGGGAUUCUCACCUCUAGAUACCGAGAGAAUGAAUUUAAGACGGCCUUGCCAACGAAGCUUCUGGGGGGUUUGUCGUUACUUCUGAUCUCCAUAGCAGCUAUAUUGGUGUCUUUCUGCGCAGGCCACUUCUUCAUUGUGGAUGAUCAGUUUAGAUCUGUGGCGGUUCCAAUCUAUGCAGUCACCUGCCUGCCAGCCGCAGCAAUUUUCGCCCUGGGCCAUUUACCUUUAUACAUGGAUCUCAUAUGUGCCAUUCUUAUGAAGGUCCCAACCAUUUUUUAUAAUGGAAGGUAUACUCCGUUGGGGAGUGAAACUUGAUUUAAGAAGUUUUUAAAAACUAUAAUUUUACUUAGUUUUUAAAAUUUAAUUAAAAUAUUUUAUUUUGAGUGAUUGAUGUAGUUUCUUAUAUUUUGGGUGUUUUGUCCUGGAAGGUUUCUAUCUUGUUACAUCAAAGCAUUUAUAUAUAUUUGAACAAGAAGGGUGUAAGACAAUAAUUUUUUUAA
This is a messenger RNA of Vitis riparia (riverbank grape), 2787 nucleotides long. RefSeq lists its product as uncharacterized. Gene Ontology annotation, molecular function: protein binding. The transcript is spliced from 12 exons. The coding region runs from base 29 to 2602 and encodes 857 amino acids. The record is from RefSeq and is a predicted model, not a curated record. Lineage: Eukaryota; Viridiplantae; Streptophyta; Magnoliopsida; Vitales; Vitaceae.